AUGGAUAUGCUAUCUAGGACAAGACAUCCGCAAGUCAAAACAAUAAAAACCAAAAAGGUCGACACCAAGUCCACACCCAACCAACAAGUCUCGCCAUCCAAACACAAGGGCUGUCAGUCACCAAAACGAACAGAACAAAAGAAGGGUCCUUUUGCUACUCUUUGCAGCAAAGUCAUUCUUCAAAUCAACGCAAGAGUUGUGGCCAUGUCCUUCCCCCCACCCCAGGUCAAUUCGUCUCUGCCUCCUCCAGCGCCUUCCUCCGGUCCUCCAGGACAUCCGGAAAUAACUGUCGAUGGACGUCGGGUCCUUUCUCAACUCAAAAACACCGCAACGCUUGGGCAUGUGUCGUCAAAGUCGGGUGAUGUUCCGACAAUCGCUCAAGGACUGGCCUCCAUUCAACUUGGGCCUGCCAACCCCCUUGGUCAUCGCACCACAUGGGAUGUUGCAGCGGACGUUGAUCAUGGACCAAGUGACGUCAGUGAUACCAAGUCCGUAUCCCCAGGCCGUCCGUCGAAGAAUGGACUCAGAAAACGUUUUUCGACACCUUUCAAGGGAGACCUCAAAGUCAAAGAGACAAUUCCCGCUUCAGCAGCUUCAUCAGCGCCCGUUACGCUCAUUGGAACUGAGGGACGCAUCCAGUCUGUCGCACCUGACCGUAACGCCGUGCCUGUCUCGUUGGGACUGCACUCACCAGCUGAAAUGUCGUCCACGACACUCGUUGUCUCAGCUACCAAGUUGCGACCGAACCCUGCUGCGGGUGGAACCCUCCGCGUAGAUAUCUUCCCUGAAAACGUCAUCAAACCCAUCUACAAGACCGACUUGCCCAAGCCGCAUGCUCGUGUUGACAAGACCCCGCAGCUUGUCUACUGCUGCAGUCUGCUCUCCAAGAUUCCAGGAUCGUUGCAACCAACCUCGGACAGCGAUGUCUCCCAGGAUUCCCCCCUUGACGACAAGGAGAAGGAAUGGGUUCAGCUCAUUGAUCCCGUCUUACAGGACCGGUAUCGAUGGCUCGUUGAGCAAUUGGUCAGAGUAUUCGCUGACAACCCACUCAAGGCAUCUGAUGUGGUCACCGAGAUCGUUCUUGUUGGUCCCGUCCUUGAGCGCGGCAUAUACCGCAGCCUGCUCUCUUGCUUCAUCUCCAAGUUUGAGCAGACAACACCGCUGGAUGUCACUCUGCUCCAAGGUAUUGUGCAAUUGGUCGAGUGCGCCUCAUCUGGAUACCUUGUUGACGAUGAUCUGGUCAGGAUCACCACCGUUCUCUCCAAGGAGCUGUCGAUUACCCACAUUGGCACGAGCGACCACCCCUUGCACCUGACAUUAUCGCUCGCUCGAGUUCUCGAUGUGAUGGUGACUGGCGAGGUUAAGGACUUGAACCGUGAUCGAGACCAUCAGCCGAUGCUGCAGCUCCUGGACAGCCUGAAGAACAACAACAAUGUUGUCCAGAGGUACGAAGCAACCUACGCCUACCAGGCCCUCCAGUAUGCACCAGAUGACGAGACUCCGCUCCAAGUGUUGUGGAGGUAUGCCAAGGUUGCAGCGGCAGGCGCAGGUGCAGUGUCGAGUGUUUUCAAAUUGGAUCCUGAAGGACUCCUCAAAGGCAUCGAGAGUCUUCAAGAGAUCGGUGCAGGGGUUGUGGGAGCUGUUGGCACAGGAAUUGAGGUCAUCGAGACCCUUCGUGUUGGUGCUGAUGGGGCCGUCCGGGCGUCGGAGAACAAGUUCGACUUUAUUCAGAAGCGCUCAUGGUAUCUCGCCCUUCAAGGAACGGCCCUCUUCAUUCACCAGGGGCGACUUUCGGACUUUAACCUAGUCGUCAGCCAAGCGCCUUGCCGCAACAAUCCCAACUUUCAGUGGGGAGUCUGUCGCCAGGUCGGAGAGAUUGCGGUCGACCCGCUCUGGGAUGUUCUUGUCCGCCAGCAGGCCGUCGCCUUUCUGAAUGAACUAUACAGAGGCGGCUCUGACUGGAAACCGCAUGUCGAUGUCAAGCGCUGGAUCCUCACCAUCCUCAUCCAGAUCUCGAGGAUGUCGGAUGUCUCUAUCAAGGAUCGCGCUGGUGCUUUGCUGCUGGACCUGAAGAAGGGCGGUAUCGUCGAGUAUCCUGGUUCUUUUUCGCUAAGCAGACGCCUCCCUCUGCCAACAGCCUCUCCACUUCUCGCUCAGGUCCAAGAGAUCAUCACAGUCGAAUAUGACCUGCACGUAUUGAGGUUGAUGAGGAUUGCCGACUACAAGCAGGCGGUCUACAUCGACCCCAUGGCCAAACUCAACCUCCAAGACACAGACGACAAUCUGUUCCCUCUUAUGGACAAGGUUAGAGACUUUAUUGCCAGCGGCUCUCAGGUCAUGCUUGUUCUUGGGGACUCGGGGGCCGGAAAAUCGACAUUCAACCGGCACUUGGAACACGAGCUCUGGCAGGAGUACAAGGCAGGAGGCCGCAUCCCGCUUUUCGUCAACUUGCCAUCCCUCGAUCGACCAGAGAAGGAUUUGGUUGGGGAGCAAUUGAGGACCUACAACUUUUUGGAGGACCAGAUCCGUGAGUUGAAGUUGCACCGCCAGCUUAUAUUAAUCUGUGAUGGAUACGACGAGAGCCAGCUUACAUCGAAUCUGCAUACCACCAACCUCUUCAACCAGUAUGGGCAGUGGGACGUCAAGUUACUCAUUACCUGCCGCACUCAGUAUCUCGGACCGGACUAUCGAGGUCGCUUUGAGCCCAAGGCGGUGGACCAGUAUGUUAAUGUUGCCAAUGACCUUUUCCAGCAAGCCGUCAUUGCCGCGUUCAGCAGGGAGCAGAUCGAAGACUAUGUAGAGCGUUAUGUUCCUCUCGAGCCGCGAACCUGGGUCAAGAAGGACUACAUGGAUAAGCUAGAGACUAUCCCCAAUCUGAUGGAUCUGGUCAGGAACCCUUUCCUCCUUACCCUGUCACUGGAGGCCCUUCCUACUGUCGUGCAAGGGAAAAUUGACCUCUCCAGACUUCGAGUCACUCGUGCGGAACUGUACGACACCUUUGUGAGGCACUGGAUGGGUGUCAACAAGCGUCGUCUGCAGGAUCAACAUUUGAGCGAGAGCAGUCAGAUAGCGUUUGACGUCCUCUGUGCCGACGGGUUCGAGCGCCACGGUAUUCUGUACCAGAUCGAUCUGGCGACAUCCAUCUUUCAGGAGCAGGAUGGCAGACCUGUUGUCGACUACUCUCAUAUGAGAGACAGGAAGACAUGGAAGGCUCAGUUCUUUGGUCUUGAUCCUGAGAGGGCGCUCCUUCGAGAUUCCAGUCUGUUGAGUCGCGCGGGCAAUCAAUAUCGCUUUGUCCACCGCUCCGUGUUGGAAUACUUUUUCUCUUUCGCCAUCUGUGGACCCGUCAAGGAGCAUGAAGAGCUUGAUCAGCCUGUUUUUGCCGAUACCUCCGCCACGUCGCCCACCAUCGGCGCCCACCCGUUGUCUCAGAGGAAUCUUGUCGUAGAGCUCUCAAUCAUUCAGUUUCUGGCGGAGCGCGUGCAACUGGGCUCUGGAUUCAAGGAUGAGCUCCUCGCCAUCAUUGAGCUGUCCAAGACCGACGAACAAGCAGCUCGAGCCGCUGCGAACGCCAUCACGAUCUUGGUCAAGGCAGGAGUACAAUUCAACGGAGCCGAUCUUCGGGGUAUUCGAGUUCCUGGAGCGGACAUGUCUGGAGGCCAGUUCGACUCGGCACAACUGCAGGAAGCUGACUUGACAGAUGUCAACCUCACCAAGAGCUGGAUUCGUCAGGCAGACUUCACCAAGGCGCAGAUGGAGGGAGUUCGGUUCGGAGAACUGCCGUACCUGAAGGAGAGUUCUUACGUAUUCUCGUGCGCCUAUUCCACUGACGGAACAUCUCUCGCUGUAGGCCUACAAUACGGCAGUAUCAACAUUUACGACACCUCGAUGUGGAGAAUGACUCGCAUUUUUCGAGGGCAUCAUUCGUGUGUAGACAGCAUUGUCUAUUCGCCAACCAGUCUUCAACUUCUUUCAGGAAGCGACGACAACACAGUACGAUUGUGGGACUGCGAGAGUGGGUCAUGCGUUUUUGUUCUGGAGCAUAUCGGCCAAGUGUGGACUGUAGCGUUUUCACCUUCUGGCAAGCAGGUCGCUUCGGCUGGAGCGGACAAGACUGUGAUGUUAUGGGAUGUUCAGACAGGCGCCAAUCUAUCCAACUUUACCAGUCAUAAUAGCAAUAUUCAUAACAUUUCCUACUCGCCCGAUGGACAUACAAUCGUGUCUGUUGGCGCUGAUAGGAUGAUCCGGUUCUUUGACACACAGACCGGACAGCCAAGAGAAGUCUGGGAGAGUCAAAGCGAUUGGAUGAAUAGCGUCGCAUUCUCUCCUGAUGGCCUAGAGAUUGCCGUAGGGCAGGGCAACGGGGAGUUACUGUUCUACAACACAGCUACCGGCAAGCCAACGAGGAAUUGGAAGGCUCACGGCGAAGCAGUCGAGAGUGUGAGCUUUUCGCCGAACAACCAGCGGGUCGCUACAUGCAGUCAUGACGGCACGGUGAAGAUCUGGAGUUCAGCAACAGGAUCGGUUCUUUCCAUCUUUGCCGGCCAUAGUUCUCGAGCUCUCCAAGUAGUCUUUUCGCCAAACGGUCUCCAACUUGCCUCGUGUAGUCUUGAUAAGACCAUUCGACUCUGGGACGUGAGCUCGCUGGGUACAGGCAUGGAUAUGGACGGUGGCUCCGAUCCGUUGACGAGCGUACUUUUUUCUCCAGACGGUCGAGUUCUCUUCUGUGGUUCCAAGUCAGGAGCUGUGCGGCAGUUUGAUGCAGGAUCUGGAGCGUCUGGGCUAGCUAUUGCUUGCGGAGACAAUCCUGUCAGAUGCCUAGCGGUCUCCCCGGAUGGUCGUCGAAUCGCGUCAGUUGGAACGAACGACAAAUUCGUCACUGUGUGGGACAUUGGAACAGGUCAAGCCCGCGUUGUCUUGCGCGGUCAUACAGUACGGGUGAAAACUUUGGCCUUUUCAGCCGACAGCCGCUGGAUUGCCACCGGCAGCGACGACAGGACAGUGCGACUUUGGGAUGCCCGCUCAGGGAUACUCGACCGCGUGCUAGAAGGCCACACCUGGAUAGUUGAUUGUUUGGCAUUCUCGUCAGAUAGUCGUCAAAUUUUGUCGGGAAGUUGUGAUGGAACUAUUCGAGCGUGGGAUUUGGACAGUCGUGGGUGUAGAGUCGUUGUGGUUGCUGGCCGUGCAGAGGGAGGAGAAGUCCGAGGAGAGUGGAAGUGUUUGGUGCGUAUCAGAGAUAUCUUUGGAGAUGUCAAGAGCAUGGCUUGGAAACCUGAUACGCUGGAGUUUAGCAUCGUAUGCGAGAGUGAGACCCUUCAAGUGUGGAGACUGGUGGAGAGGUCGACAUCAUUGUCGGAUGCAUGGUCGGCCCAGUUGGUUUGGAGCUCUGGACAUCUCGUACUAGCCACCUCGGAUGCAGUUACUGCUAAUGCUGUUGGUCUCUCCUCAGCCAAUCAGCAAUUGCUCACUCAGCGUGGCAAAGGUGCUGCUGCUUGA
This is a messenger RNA of Linnemannia hyalina, 5496 nucleotides long. NCBI's taxonomy places the organism in Eukaryota, Fungi, Mortierellomycota, Mortierellomycetes, Mortierellales, Mortierellaceae. The record is from the annotation of a GenBank genome assembly.